Messenger RNA from Radiomyces spectabilis, 996 nucleotides. Its product is annotated as histidine phosphatase superfamily. Gene Ontology annotation, cellular component: cytosol. The transcript is spliced from 3 exons. Gene Ontology annotation, biological process: positive regulation of DNA repair; fructose 1,6-bisphosphate metabolic process; fructose 2,6-bisphosphate metabolic process. NCBI's taxonomy places the organism in Eukaryota, Fungi, Mucoromycota, Mucoromycetes, Mucorales, Radiomycetaceae. Bases 212 to 874 code for a protein of 220 amino acids. Gene Ontology annotation, molecular function: fructose-2,6-bisphosphate 2-phosphatase activity. The record is from RefSeq and is a predicted model, not a curated record.
GUACGCUGUCACAGCACAUCAUGUGGAUCUUUCCAAAUACAUCUUACCAUAUGUGCAAUAUCUAUGUGCACUUUAAGCAAAACCCUUUUCUUUCCGCAUUGCCUUUUUUGGGAAGUGGCGAUAUUUCGUUUUCGAAUCCGGAUGGGGAUGUCCCAAAUUUUGUUUACCAGUGCUGCACCCGAUAGGUUUUCCAGAGCGAAUCUACAGCGGAAUGAUUGUCACAUUAUUGCGCCACGGCAACACCGAUGCUAAUAAUGAAGGCUGGAUUCAAGGCCAUUUGGAUACCGAUCUAAAUGCUUGUGGAUUGGAACAAGCAGCUUUGGCAGGUAAACGACUGGCCAACACUGUCUUUGAAGCUGCUUUUUGCAGUGAUUUACGACGGUGCCAGCAGACAGCUCAAGCUGUUUUGGCGCAUCAUCCGAAUACACCGAUGCAAUUGGUAAAAGAGCUUCGCGAACGUAAUUUCGGAACCUUGGCAGGCAAGUCGAUCAAAGAGCUCUACAAGAGUGGGGUCAACCGGGAUAUGAAUACGUAUCUGAAAGAACAUGGAGGCGAAACCGAAGCGGAAUUUGAGCACCGUGUCAUUGAUGGAUUUCAGCAAGUGAUUGUGGAAGCGGAAAAGGCCGGGUAUCAGGACAUUCUCAUUGUGACCCAUGGUGGUCCCUUGCGUUGUCUUACGUCUUGGUGGCUCCAGGAAGCCGGUUACCAGUCGUCGGAUGGCUCUGUCAUUAAGCAAACCAACCAUGGUAACACAGCCAUUUCCCAAAUUCGUUUGCAACACUCUUCGGACAACCAACGACAAGGCACCAUUCUUCUAUACAAUUCAACCGCACAUCUCAAGGAUCCGACCUCCGUAGCUCCGCCUUCUGUAUAAAAACUCUCAACCCCUGAUAAUCUCCAUAGACUAGUUUACAAAGAAAAAAAAUAAGAGAAAUAUGAGUUUUAGUUUCAUUGUAUCCAAAGAGAAGAUCAGCCCUGCGGCGUGACAAAAAAAGU